UGAAGCCGAUUAUACACAAGGAAUCUUUCAAUCUAUUGGUUUUAAGGAGUUUCACAAAUACUUAAUUUUAUCUCCAGAAGAAAGAGAGACUGCAGAAGGAAAAAAACUUCUAUUGGAAGGGCUGGAAGCAAUGAAAGCAAGAACUUGUCGAUAUUCCAAAAAACAAAUGAGAUGGAUUCAAAACCGAUUUUUACAAAGCCCUGGUCGACAGGUUCCACCUCUGUACAGUUUAGAUUCAACAGAUCCUCCCAGAUGGCAAGAACUAGUUUAUGACCCUGCAGUCAACAUUCUGGAAGCUGUUAUUCAG
Limulus polyphemus (Atlantic horseshoe crab) is the source of this 307-nucleotide messenger RNA. Its product is annotated as tRNA dimethylallyltransferase, mitochondrial-like. The transcript has 3 exons. Gene Ontology annotation, molecular function: tRNA dimethylallyltransferase activity. Gene Ontology annotation, biological process: tRNA modification. The annotation marks the transcript as partial. The record is from RefSeq and is a predicted model, not a curated record. Gene Ontology annotation, cellular component: mitochondrion. Lineage: Eukaryota; Metazoa; Arthropoda; Merostomata; Xiphosura; Limulidae.